AUAACAAUCAAAACGUGUCACUACUCACUAAUAAUUAGUUAUACCCAGCGAGUGACGAGAACGCUGAACGACCAACAUUGCACAUAUUACGCUGCCAACUCGUCGUGAAACGACCCCAUUUAUUCGCAUUUCACUUCUCGGAACCCCUUCACUACCGUCACUCUUCGUACUCUCAAAGAACAACAGAAAAAAAUAUGGAUCAAGUAACAAAAGUGUUGGAACCCGGACGCCAGUUUUCCAAAGACUCGGUUAGGCUGGUGAAAAGAUGCACAAAACCCGACAGGAAAGAGUUUCAAAAAAUCGCAAUUGCUACAGCCAUCGGUUUUUGCAUUAUGGGUUUCAUUGGUUUCUUUGUCAAACUUAUUCACAUACCCAUCAACAACAUCAUUGUAGGUUCAUGAAGUGUUAGCGGUUCAACUCCUUUAUUUCCUGAAAACAAUGUAUCUUGAUGAAAAGAUGUGUGUAUUUCACAAUAUUUUGUUUUUAUACUGUGUAUUAAAUAUUUGUGAACAUUA
Messenger RNA from Acyrthosiphon pisum (pea aphid), 515 nucleotides. RefSeq names its product protein transport protein Sec61 subunit gamma. Bases 195 to 401 code for a protein of 68 amino acids. Gene Ontology annotation, molecular function: transmembrane protein transporter activity. Gene Ontology annotation, biological process: protein targeting; intracellular protein transport. NCBI's taxonomy places the organism in Eukaryota, Metazoa, Arthropoda, Insecta, Hemiptera, Aphididae. Gene Ontology annotation, cellular component: membrane. The transcript has 4 exons. The record is from RefSeq and is a predicted model, not a curated record.